UAAACGACCAAUAGGAGUCGUUCAGGGGCGGGGCUUGAGUGUUUACUGUUUCAUUGACUGUUAAUCGUUGGAUAUGUUGACAAGAUGGAGUUCUUGCUGGGAAACCCAUACAGUACUCCGGUUGGACAGUGCAUUGAAAGGGCCACAGAUGGCUCCCUGCAAAGUGAAGACUGGACCUUGAAUAUGGAAAUAUGUGACAUAAUCAAUGAAACAGAAGAUGGGCCUAAGGAUGCUCUAAGAGCUGUGAAGAAGAGGCUUAAUGGGAAUAAAAACUACAGGGAGGUGAUGCUUACACUGACGGUUCUUGAGACAUGUGUAAAGAACUGUGGUUAUCGGUUCCACGCGCUCGUCACCACCCGGGACUUCAUUGAUGGCGUUUUGGUGAAAAUUAUAUCUCCUAAAAACAACCCACCCGCCAUUGUGCAGGACAAAGUACUAGCUUUGAUACAGGCAUGGGCAGAUGCCUUCAGGAGUAGUCCAGAUUUAACAGGAGUAGUCCAUGUCUAUGAAGAAAUGAAAAGGAAAGGUAUAGAGUUUCCACGAUCUGAAUUAGAGACCUUGUCCCCCAUUCACACACCACAAAGGUUGCAAACUGCUCCAGAGUUGGAUCAGCCAAAAUACAGUGCUCCAGUCCAGCCCAAGCCACAGCCUCACCCUGCCUCCGCUCCUCCCUUCUCUGCCCCUGUGACACACACCUCCCCACAGAUGCCCAAUCUGCACAUCUCUGGGCCCAUCAACCCUUCCCCUGAACAGAUUUGCAAGCUGCGCAGUGAGCUCGACAUUGUGCGUGGGAACACUAAGGUGAUGUCGGAGAUGUUGACUGAGAUGGUUCCCGGUCAAGAAGAUCCAUCUGAUCAUGAGCUUCUGCAGGAAUUGAACAGGACGUGCAGGGCCAUGCAGCAGAGGAUAGUUGAGCUCAUCUCACGCGUGUCCAAUGAGGAAGUCACGGAGGAGCUCCUGCACGUCAAUGACGACCUCAACAACAUCUUCCUACGUUAUGAGAGAUACGAGAGGUUCCGAUCUGGCCGAACUGCACAAGGCGUAAACAAUGGGCUGAGGGAGGUCCUGAACGAGGCGACAGAAGAUAACCUGAUUGACCUGGGACCGGGGUCUCCUGCGGUGGUCAGUCCCAGGAUCAGCGCUACUCCUCCGUCCAGCCUGCCUCCCUCUGUGGCUGCAGUUCGCUCUGCCUCUCCAGUCACGCUGUCCUCCAGACUGGCUGGUUUGGAUGUCGGUUCUGAUAGUGUGACUGGCACCUUGAGCUCUUUGACUACCUGUCAACCCCAAGAUGACUUUGACAUGUUUGCCCAGACCAGGACUGGUACCAUUCCUGAGCGGAAGAGUGCACCAUUCGAAGACACAAAGGCUUCAAGUGGAGUGGCCCCAACUUUAGAUGUCAGACAACAAAACACUGGGGCAGCUCUUGACCAGUCCUCUGUCAUGGAUGACAUUGAGGAGUGGCUCUGUACUGAUGUGAAAGGAGAUGAAGGAGAGGAGGGUGUGACAAGUGAAGAGUUUGACAAGUUUCUAGAGGAGAGAGCCAAAGCAGCAGAGAUGGUGCCCACACUGCCGACGCCCCCGAGUGAUGAGCUUUCUGCUGCUUCCGGCGCUUCUGCCAGCGCAAGUAAAAAGUCAGGCAGGUCCGAGGAUGCCCUCUUUGCCUUGUAGAUAAGUGUCAGAUCUUCUGGGGCGGCUCAGCUCUGCUUCUGUGGCAGUGGUGGGUCAGUCCCUUUGCAGAUCCAUCAGCAUCCCCUUUUUCUCUCCCGCUUCCUGCUUCUCCAGCACAAUCAACACUAUCACAGCUGAAGUGAUCAGAACUGUUUCAUGAUCUAGACAUUUUCAUAAUGGACAUUUUCAUACUUUACCAAGUUUUCAUUCCAUUGAAAAUGCUGUAUAAGUUCCACCCUACUCCCUAAAAGAACUCCCUAAAAGCAUAACGUACCACGUGGGUUCGAGAGGUCAAUGUCUAUUUUUUUAAUUGAUAUUUGUGGUAUAAAGCAAGCAAAUUAAUGUAAAGUCUACUACCCGAUCCGGCCAUGUCUAACUUUGUGUUCACUGUGAUCCUGCAUGCAACAGCUGAAUAAUCCUAUUUCUAUUUCCUCAAGGAUAAUCUGUAAAGGGAGCUAAUUAUUGUUAGUUUUUCUUCUUCUUUUUUUUUUCUUCAACUUUAUCUACCAGAAGAUUUGCUUUAAAGGGAUGUUAUACAUAGGAUUAUUUAUUAUAAAAUUUCCAAUUAAUACCUCUGAUGGUAACAGUUCAGCUUUCAGAUUUGAGAAUCUGAAAAAGAUAUUACAAUCUGAUAUUGAAUGAGACAUUAGAGAGAAGUUUUAAGCAUAUUCAUAAUUUAUUAAAAUUAAAACAUUUUGCAAUCUUAAUAUUUAAAAGGCAAAAUGACAUAGAUGCUAUGUUUGUACCACAUUUCUUCAAUACAUAGGUCACAUCAAAGGAAAAAUGAUAUGAUUAUUAUUCCACUGGAUUCUUUUAAAUGAUAUUUUACGUGGCAAAAGCAUUGCCUAUUAGAAAGCAUUAAUAGGAACAAAAAGUAUGUAUUUCAAUUUAAUUUGCACUGAAAGAAUUAUUCGCCUUUCGGCUGUGUUAAAAGAGCUUUUGUUCAAAUACAGAAUUUAAGCUGUCCUUCAUUUCAACGCUGUCUAUUACGAGACCGAAAACAAAUGGAGUUUCUAGAGAACUGAUGGUGACUGCAAGGCAGUUUAAAUUGGAUUUUACAACUGCUGCAGAAGUGGUGUCGAGCUUAGCGUUGUUAUUAAGGAAUGAAAUGGAUCUGCCUUAAAGAACAGGUGGUGGGUAGUUUAAGGUGUAGUCCGCUAAUGGUCAUUUAACGUUUGGUACUCUCAUGUUUGCACACCACAGAUUUGAUUUAGUGAGGUGAAUGUGCUGAUGUAAUAUCUUUAGUUCGAGUGCUGUGUCUCGCUGUUGUGUACAUACUGUUUUGACGGACCAAAUGGUUAACCUUAGCAAAUAAUUUAAGUGUAGAGUCAACUAACUUAAAACAUCCAGAUGAGUUUUAGUUGUGUUUGUAUUUGUGUAAGAUUUUAUUUGUUUAUAUACAGUAGGUGAGCACAAAUCAAAGGGACAGUGCACUUUUGCAUGGCUAAUAAUUUUAUAUGAUUUGUCACACUACAUAAAAUAUGUAUUACAAAUGAAAACAACCCCAGAUCUUUUGAGUAACUAAGCUUUGGCCCGCUUGCAUUUAUAAUUACAGUUCGAUAAUUGGGUGAUUUUGAGUAUCGCCUUCUUUGGCAGAAUUAUUGGGAGUUCUUUAUGCUGUGUUUGUAAAUGUUACGGUUACCGAUAACUCUGGUAGAUCUGUUAAAACAAUUUAAGGGGAAACUGUUUGAGGAGCUAUGACAAGCUGAAGCUGUUGUACAUACAGCACUAUAUCAGGUGACAAUGAUAUUUGGUUUGUUAGUUUGGGUAUUUAGAAGAGCCAAGUAAAAAAAAAAAAAGGGAAGAAAUUCAAGGUUAGCUGUAGCAGGGAUGCAGUCUGUUAAUGCACGAGCAUUAAUACUAAAAUAUUGUGGCUUCUUUUCUUUUGAUAACAGGAGACUUGAGGGAUAUGGCUGGUGGUCAUAAUUGACUUGUUAGUUUUAAGAAAUUUAUAUAUCCCCCUUCACGUUAUUAAUAUGUACACUAAAAUGUAAAAAAAAAAACAGAUUUUACCUCUCAUGGAUGUUAACCAUCCCAUUUAAAUGCUGUUGUUAUUGUUUUUGACACUAUCGCUGACAUGGAAAACGUUAUACAUCCUUGGUUGGCUGUAACUAUCACUUUAUUAUCAACUACCUUCAAUUUCUCAUCAAAUGUGCAAUUUCAUCUACCAAUGCUGCACUACAGUUUGAUUUCAUUUGAAAUGGUUUUGGCUGUACAUUAGCCUCAGAAAUGUGCAGUUUGAGAAUGUAAAAGAAAUUUAUUUUGCAUAUUUUAUUUCUGAAGUCAGUAUUGGUUACUUUAUAUUAGUAUGAAGGAACUGUAAAGAUCAGAAUCCUAGGUUUGGAGUUUCUACUUCUUUUUCUUGUUGCAGUUUGGAGUGAAAACGUUUCACUGACUUAUUUCAAUCAGAUAAAAAUUACCCCCAGCAUAUGGUCAGGUUAUGCCAAUGUCUUCAGUAAAGAAACCCUUUUGUACCUUUGAGAGCAUUUCUUUAUAGGUACGGCACUUUUCUUCUCUUUGAUAUGUAUUUGGAGUUAUGUGUGUGUGUCUAUGUAUAUGUGUGUGAACAACCGCUCCAGAUAUCCUGAUGCAGACACCGUGUUUAUCCUGUGUUUACCAAGGGAGGGGAAGGAGAGAAUCUAGCUUUCCAACAUGACACAUCUCUAUAAAGGAAGUAAAAACUACAGCGUCCGUGCGUGCGUGUGUGAGUGUGAAGGGCUGGCAUAAGCUGUACUCUCUAACCGGUGAUCAUUUCUCUGGUCAAUCUUGGUUUUACAGAUUGUACUGGUGUUGGUCUGUGUGCUUACCUGUUGUUAUACCUCAAGCUGCUCUCUGUACUGUUUGAUUCAUGCAUGUGUUGAACUCCAAUAAAACAUACCAAGAUGGUGAUCUGUUA
Messenger RNA from Megalobrama amblycephala (Wuchang bream), 4564 nucleotides. RefSeq names its product target of myb1 like 2 membrane trafficking protein (gene tom1l2b). Gene Ontology annotation, cellular component: membrane; endosome. The record is from RefSeq and is a predicted model, not a curated record. The transcript has 16 exons. Gene Ontology annotation, biological process: signal transduction. NCBI's taxonomy places the organism in Eukaryota, Metazoa, Chordata, Actinopteri, Cypriniformes, Xenocyprididae. Gene Ontology annotation, molecular function: phosphatidylinositol binding; ubiquitin binding; clathrin binding. Bases 85 to 1668 code for a protein of 527 amino acids.